AUGGGCUGGUCCAACAGCGAUGGGCUGGUAAGAGUCUACGACAGCAGGUCCAAUAGUGAUGGGCUGGUAAGAGUCUACGACGGCUGGUCCAGGAACAAUGGGUUGGUAAGAGUCAACCACAGCAGGUUCAACAGCAAUGGGCUGGUAAGAGUCAACCACAGCAGGUCCAACGACGAUUGGCUGGUAAGAGUCAACCACGGCAGGUCCAACAGCGAUAGGUUGGUAAGAGUCAACCACGGCGGGUCCAACGGCAAUGCCUUCCGGCUGUACGAUAGCUGGGCCAAUGGCAAUGCCUUCUGGCUGUACGAUAGCUGGGCCAACGGUGAUGCCUUCUGGCUGUACAAUGGCUGGGCCAACGGCGAUACCUCCUUCAACGAUAGCGGGACCAACGGCAAUGCCCUCUGGCUGUACGAUAGCUGGGCCAACGGAAAUAUCUUCUGGCUGAACAAUAGCGGGCCCAACAGCGAUGCCUUCUGGCUGUACAAUGGCUGGGCCAACGGCGAUACCUCCUUCAACGAUAGCGGGACCAACGGAUAUUCCUUCUGGCUGAACGAUAGCGGGGCCAACGGCGAUGUCCUCUGGCUGUACGAUAGCUGGGCCAACGGCGAUACCUUCUGGCUGUACAAUGGCUGGGCCAACGGCGAUACCUCCUUCAACGAUAGCGGGACCAACGGCAAUGCCCUCUGGCUGUACGAUAGCUGGGCCAACGGAAAUAUCUUCUGGCUGAACAAUAGCGGGCCCAACAGCGAUGCCUUCUGGCUGUACAAUGGCUGGGCCAACGGCGAUACCUCCUUCAACGAUAGCGGGACCAACGGAUAUUCCUUCUGA
Aricia agestis (brown argus) is the source of this 828-nucleotide messenger RNA. RefSeq names its product bifunctional endo-1,4-beta-xylanase XylA-like. The transcript is spliced from 2 exons. NCBI's taxonomy places the organism in Eukaryota, Metazoa, Arthropoda, Insecta, Lepidoptera, Lycaenidae. Bases 1 to 828 code for a protein of 275 amino acids. The record is from RefSeq and is a predicted model, not a curated record.